Paraglomus occultum is the source of this 438-nucleotide messenger RNA. NCBI's taxonomy places the organism in Eukaryota, Fungi, Glomeromycota, Glomeromycetes, Paraglomerales, Paraglomeraceae. The record is from the annotation of a GenBank genome assembly.
AUGUUCGAUACUCCGCCAACAACGACCCACAAUACUCUUCCCGAUACUGAUCAUCCCGCAACCGUUCACAGAAGAUGUCGUAGGCGUCAUCGAUAUGCCAAACUAAUGCGCAUACCACGUCCACCUAACGCAUUUAUUCUCUACAGAAAAUUUAAGCAAAAAGACGUCAUGGCCAAAUACAAGGAUCUAACAAACGCCCAGGUCUCUAAAAUAGUCUCUAUGCUGUGGUGGAAAGAAUCGGAAGAGGUCAGGUUCAAGUGGGAAAAAAUUGCCGACAGAGAAAAGCUUCGUCACAUGAAAGAGUACCCGAAUUAUGUGUAUCAGCCGAAAAAGUCCAAUCCUCGCAAGACAAACAACAAGAAGAUCAAAAAAAACGAACAAGCUUGCCGUGAAACGACUGGCCGCUAUAGCAGAAGUCAUGUUUGCUGCGUCACGUAA